This is a messenger RNA of Lecanosticta acicola, 1185 nucleotides long. Lineage: Eukaryota; Fungi; Ascomycota; Dothideomycetes; Mycosphaerellales; Mycosphaerellaceae. The record is from the annotation of a GenBank genome assembly.
AUGUCGACAAUCAUCAUGAACAACAGCGGCCUCAAUCCCCCUCCUCACCGAAAGCCCGUGCCGGGCAGGACUUCUGUUUCGCCCGCCACUUCCUUCACCAUGCAAACCCCGAUGCCGAAACAGCCACCCGCACAAGCCCAGCCGUACGCUCGACAAGCCUCUCAUUCGCGGACACGCACAAGCUCCUCCAAUGCCAUUCCCUACAACGCCUCCAACCCAUCGCCGCCGCAGUUGAACACGGAUACCUGCACAAUGACCUCGCAGCAUCCACGGCAGCAACCGCCAUAUCCCGGGCAAAGCCGCCGCACGCUGUCGAACGCGACUUCCUCCACAUCCUCCACCAAUACCACUGCCGGUCUGCAGAGGGUUCCUACGAGCUCGGGCCAGAGCACCACCAGCGGAGUUCGACGAUCCACCUCGUCCCGCAGCAAUGGAUCUUCGGCAUCGCCAACUUCAUACGUUGCCCUCAUGCGAAAACAGAAAGGCACCGUGUGGUGCGACCGAGCGCAGCAUGAAGACCCGAGGAUACUGUCGGCUCAACGGCAGGCCAAGAUGAGGGCAGCACAAGAAGUCGCCGGAGGACACAACUACGCAACUCAAGUACGGACGAGCACGAGUAGCACGGGUGUGGUCGGAGGAGUGCGGAGCAAGAUUAGGCACCACGGUGCACCCAAGGCCAGCGCAUACAACGCUGCAAUCCUUGGCGGAUCCGGAGGAGUGCCAAUGAGAUUGAGCGCCUCCGAGGUGGAUGACGGGAAUGACAGCGACGAGGAGACGGGGGCUCGCCAUCACGCAAGAAAUGGCAGCGGACGAAGCAGUCUGGGUAGCGGAAGAAGGGGACAGAGCUACGUCGGAUCCAACCUGGCUUACAGCAAUGGCUCAACGCCGCCGGGAGUCAGUCCUGUGGAUAGCAUGGGCGACGUGCAAGAAGAAGAAACACCGAUGGUGAACGAUGAUGGCACUCGCAAGGAAGACUACUUCACCCAGACGGGUGGCAGUGGCAACAGCGGCGAGCAAGAAGAAAGCUUCGGCAAAGUCGGUGGCCUUCCUCCGAGGCGCGCUGGCGCAGAGCAACCCACCAAGUCUACCCUCGACGACCUGCGCCGGCGUGGAAGCGUGGACGAACGGACGAUGACCAUGAGCGGUCCACGACUGUUCGUUGCCAACCCCGACCUGAGCGAUUAG